Molecule: messenger RNA, 2572 nt
Organism: Durio zibethinus
Lineage: Eukaryota; Viridiplantae; Streptophyta; Magnoliopsida; Malvales; Malvaceae
Product: Pentatricopeptide repeat (PPR) superfamily protein
Cellular component (GO): mitochondrion
Molecular function (GO): mRNA binding; protein binding
Source: RefSeq, a predicted model, not a curated record
AUUAACAUAAGGAAUAAAGCACGGAGAUAGCUUAAAAUCUCUUAAUUAUCAUUUCACCAGAAAACUCUUGUGCAAGAAUGCUUUCUUCAAUCUCCACAAGACGCCUAAACCCCUUUUCUCUGCUUUCCCCAAUUCAUGUUCUCUUAUCCUCCACUUCUCACCCUAUAUUCCCGAACCCCACUUCCUAUUUCCACUCUCAACCCCGAAAUCCCCUCCCAAAUCAACCCAAUAUCGACCAUCACACCGUCCGGGAAACCCUGUCUUGCUACAUCGACGACUGGAAACGCGCGUUGGAGUUCUUCAACUGGGUCGAAACAGACUGCCAAUUCACCCACACCACCGACACCUUCAACAAAAUGUUAGACAUUUUGGGUAAGUAUUUCGAGUUCGAUCUUUCAUGGGAUUUGAUUCAUAGAAUGAAAAGCAACCCUUGUUCGAUACCCGAUCACGCCACGUUUCGCAUCAUGUUUAAGCGUUAUAUAACUGCUCAUCUUGUUAAUGAAGCUAUAACUACUUUUGAUAGAUUAGAGGAAUUCAAUUUGAAAGAUGAAAUUUCAUUCUGUAACCUUGUUGACGCACUUUGCGAGUAUAAGCAUGUCAUUGAGGCACAAGAAUUGUGCUUUUUUGGUAAAAAUAGGGAAUUGGGUUUUAAUGUGAAUGAUACAAAGAUUCAUAAUAUGAUUCUUCGUGGGUGGUUUAAAAUGGGGUGGUGGAGUAAAUGUAGGGAAUUUUGGGAAGAAAUGGAUAAGAAGGGUAUUCCAAAAGAUUUACAUUCUUAUUCUAUUUAUAUGGAUAUAAUGUGCAAGAGUGGGAAGCCGUGGAAGGCAGUGAAGUUGUACAAGGAGAUGAAAAAGAAAGGGAUAAAAUUGGAUGUUGUGGCGUGUAAUACAGUUAUUCGUGCUAUUGGUUUUUCAGAAGGUGCAGAUUUUGGUGUUGGGGUAUUUAGGGAGAUGAGGGAUUUGGGUUGUGAGCCGAAUGUUGUGACUUAUAAUACGGUCAUAAAGCUUUUGUUUGAGAACGGAAGGGUGAGGCAGGCUUAUUCGGUGCUCAAUCAAAUGCUAAAGAAUGAUUGCGCACCUGAUGUAAUUACAUACCAUUGUUUUUUCAGGUCUCUGGAGAAGCCAAGAGAGAUUCUUAAGCUGUUUGAUUUGAUGAUUUGUAAUGGGGUUCAGCCAAGGAUGGACACAUAUGUAAUGCUUAUGAGGAAGUUUGGGAGAUGGGGAUUUCUUCGACCUGUUUUUAUCGUCUGGAAGAAGAUGGAAGAACUGGGAAGUAGCCCAAAUGAAUUUGCUUACAAUGCUCUGAUUGAUGCCUUGAUUCAAAAGGGCAUGUUAGAUAUGGCUAGGAAUUAUGAUGAGGAAAUGUUAGCAAAAGGGCUUUCAUCUAAGCCGAGGAAAGAAUUGUGAACAAAAGCUGUGCAAGGAGGACCUGAUACUUGAUAGCUGCAAUUCUUAUACACAAUUUUGUAAAAGAGGCAGUUUCCACUGAAAUUCUGUUGUCAGAGUGAAAGGAAGUUGGCGUGUCAUUCUGGAUUAUGUACAGUGGGAAGUGCCUGUUAGUUAUGUUGUAAAGGAAUAAUUAGCGUUUCUUCCAGGAGACUUGGCUUUAGUGGAAUGGUUGAUGGCAUGAUGUCGAUUUCUCGUAUUAAACUAUACUAAUGUUCCUUUUUUUAAGGGCAAACUAGGACAUGUGAACAUGUUUUUGUUUGGACUAAGGAUUGCUGAAUGUGCAGUCAAAGCACAUCUGUUGGUGCUUUCUGGCUUUUGUCUAACCACUGAGAAUAGCAAGAAUGAAGCUGGUACAAGAAAGGCUUACGGUGGAUGGUUCAGAAAAUGAGACAAUUUUUACACUAGAAAGUAUCAUGUUUCAGCGGCAUCUCUAAAUCUGCAGUAAAGCUUAACAACUCCCAUGAAUUAUACGAUUUGCAAGGGCUAAAGCCUGUCAACGAUGGAUUUCCAGCAUUUGAAAUGUUCCAUGAGCUUCUAUUUGGCAGCAUGUUCUUACUUAUUAGUCACCUUGCAAAUGGCUGGUUUUCUCUCCAUGUCUUUCCAUCUUCUUCCUUUUAGCAAUAUAAUAAUUCUUUGAUCACUCUAUCCUUGUAUCUCCUGCUGUCCUAUCCAUAAAUGCAAAUUUGAUCAAAUUAUCUUUCAUAUCCUCAAUCUUAGUUCAAGCGAGCCUAAGAUGCAUUACUAAUUAAUAAUUUUAAUUUUCGGCUUUUGAUUUUGAUUAUUUGAAUGCUGUUGUCUGGAAUGAGACUUUAAUUUUCAUAUAACAGUUGUUAAUUGAAAGUUGGAUUGGUGUUCUGAUAAAUUAAGUGAAAGCUGAGAUGAUUGAAACCGCCAAAGUCUGCCCAAUCAUGUAUGAUCAGCUUGUAGGAUUUUGCUCUGUAUUUUAUGUUUUGAAUUAAGAAACAUGGAAGUUGGACUUAAAUCAGGUGGAUCAUUUGCAAACGGCGGUAUUAAUUAUACCAAAUUUGCAUAAAAAUUUUUUUUUCUACCAGGAAUUUUAGAGUGUGAAGAUGCCUACUUGUAGAUGUUAUUCUUUAAUAUGACAGUCAAUGGUCAUUCAUUCU